Molecule: messenger RNA, 801 nt
Organism: Colletotrichum phormii
Lineage: Eukaryota; Fungi; Ascomycota; Sordariomycetes; Glomerellales; Glomerellaceae
Exons: 3
Coding region: 1-801 (266 amino acids)
Biological process (GO): endosomal transport
Cellular component (GO): BLOC-1 complex
Source: RefSeq, a predicted model, not a curated record
AUGUCUCAAUCCCAGGCUACGCAGAUUACCUCCCCGCCACCCGCAUAUUCUACUCCAGCCUAUCUAGCUCACGAUCCUAACAAGAGCUUCCUCAUCUCCACACCAAAGGACAAGCGGCGUACAAGCUACACAAAAGAGCCCGUCUUUCAUAUUCAGAUCCAGACAGGACUCAAACACGCCGCCAUCAUGUUCGCCUCAAUAUCGUCAUCCUUGUCGGGGAGGAAUGCGCCGCCGCCUCCACCGACACCAUCUUCAUCGACGACCUCAACAUCGCAACACCCUAGCAUAUCCAGCGCGUCCCGCGCAGAGCACUCCCAGUCCUCAAACACCUCCGUCUCCGCCUCCGCGGCCCCGCAAGCCCAUCAUCAUCAACACAACUUCCUCGGCGCCGCCCAACAUGCACCACCAGCCCCCGCCUCCUCGGCGGCAUCAGCCUCACCCCCCCAACAGCCCCUCCACCAGACCCUCCCCUCCGCAGACCAACAACACCACAUCUCCGAGGCGCGCGCCGCCGUCGUAGCCUCCAUCGGCAACAUGCUCGACGGCGAACUACAGACCCGCGCGCGGAUGCUGCACGUCAACGCGGCGGCGCUUGAUAAGCAGGAGCGCGACGUCGUGCGGGCGACGGAGGCGCUGCGCAAGGAGAAUGAUAAGCUGGCCAAGUUCUCAGGGGACGCGGCGCGGAGAGUUAAAGAGCUGGGGAACGUGCAGAAUUGGGCUGAGGUGCUGGAGCGGGAUUUUUUGGUGCUGGAGGAGACGUUACGGCUUUUGGAGUGGGAGUGGGAGCUGGAGCGGCAGUGA